Messenger RNA from Miscanthus lutarioriparius, 993 nucleotides. Lineage: Eukaryota; Viridiplantae; Streptophyta; Magnoliopsida; Poales; Poaceae. The record is from the annotation of a GenBank genome assembly.
AUGGCCGCCGCACCCGUCGCCCCGCCGCCGGCGUCCGCGGACGACGAGAUCGUCUACGAGUCCAUGCCCUGCAUCCGCGUCUACAAGAACCGCGUGGAGCGCUACUUCGGCACCGAGUUCGUCGCCGCCUCCACGGACGCCGCCACGGGCGUCGCCUCCAGGGACGUCGUCAUCUCCCCCAACGUCUCCGCGCGCCUCUACCUCCCGCGCCUCGACGACGAGAGCGCCGCCAAGCUCCCCAUCCUCGUCUACUACCACGGCGGCGGCUUCUGCCUCGGCUCCGCCUUCAACCCCACCUUCCACGCCUACUUCAACACCUUCGCGGGCCUCGCCAACGUCCUCGUCGUCUCCGUCGAGUACCGCCUCGCCCCGGAGCACCCCGUCCCCGCCGCCUACGCCGAUUCCUGGGACGCGCUCGCCUGGGUCGUCUCCCAUCUCGCCGCCCCUGCCGCCGACGACUCCAACCGGGACCCGUGGAUCGCGGGCCACGCCGACUUCUCCCGCCUCUACCUGGGCGGCGAGAGCGCGGGCUCCAACAUCGCGCACCACAUGGCGAUGCGCGUGGCCGCGGAGGGGCUGGCGCACGGCUCCCGGAUCCGGGGCCUCGUCAUGAUCCACCCCUACUUCCUGGGCACCGACAAGGUGCCCUCCGACGACCUCAGCCCGGAGGUGCGCCAGAGCCUGGGCUCCCUCUGGCGCGUCAUGUGCCCGACCACCACGGGGGAGGACGACCCGCUCAUCAACCCGUUCGUGGACGGCGCCCCGCCGCUGGCGUCCCUGGCGUGCGGCCGCGUGCUCGUGUGCGUCGGCGAGGGCGACGUGCUCCGCGACCGCGGCCGCGCCUACUACGACCGGCUCAGGGCCAGCGGGUGGCCCGGCGAGGCGGAGAUUUGGCAGGCGCCCGGCAAGGGACACACGUUCCACCUCCUGGAGCCAAGCUGCGAAGAGGCCGUCGCGCAGGACAAGGUCAUCAGCGACUUCCUCAACCGCUGA